Molecule: messenger RNA, 1251 nt
Organism: Oryza sativa Japonica Group (Japanese rice)
Lineage: Eukaryota; Viridiplantae; Streptophyta; Magnoliopsida; Poales; Poaceae
Cellular component (GO): cytoplasm; membrane
Source: RefSeq, a predicted model, not a curated record
UCUCCUCAACAAGCUCCGUCUCUGCCACACCCACACUGUGCCGCAACGCCUCACGAACUCCGCGCGCUUCCCCUCCUCGCCGCCGCCGCCGCGGCGUGGGAGAAUGAAGGCCAUCGGUAGCGGCGGCGAGUGGUGGUGGAACCUCCCGUCCCUCCGCCGCAAGCCCGACCGGCGCCGCCGCGGCCGGCGGAACACGGACCCGCGCGGCCGGCGCCGCGGUCCCCCACCGGAGCCGCUGUCGUCGUCGUCGUCGGAGUCCAUCGGCCAAAGCCGCGGCUGGCCCAUCGACUUCCCGUUCACGCAGGCCGUGACCGCCGCCUCUCUCACGCUUACGGGUGACACCAUCGCGCAGGUCCGCCAGCGCAUCGUCGACCGCCGCCUCCGCGGCCCCGAACCAGACAGCAAGGGUUUGGUACCGGACUUGUUGAUGAGCCAUGAUUGGCUACGCGCGCUUCGUAUGGCUUCAUAUGGAUUUCUUCUUUAUGGUCCGGGAUCGCACGCAUGGUACCAGUUCCUUGAUCAGUGUAUGCCGAAGCCAACAUUUGCAAAUCUAUCCACUAAGGUCAUACUGAACCAGAUUGCGCUUGGUCCUUGUGUUAUUGGUGUAAUUUUUGCCUGGAAUAACUUAUGGAUAGGGAAACUGUCAGAACUUCCAUCUAAAUAUCGGAAUGAUGCCCUUCCUACACUUCUUUUUGGGUUUAGAUUUUGGAUUCCUGUAUCGAUCAUUAACUUUUGGAUGGUUCCUUUGUCUGCUCGUGUUGCCUUCAUGUCCUCUUGUGCCAUUUUUUGGAACUUCUACCUGUCAACCACUAUGAGCAAGUGAAACCUCUAGUAUACCUUCAGGGCAUGUACAAGCCUCAUUUGUCAUGAUACAUGUGGUUCCGUAGCAAAUGUUUUGCUUGGGUUAUUGUGGGACUAAAUGAACUGCUACGGAUGAGGGUUUGAAGGAGCUAAUUUUUGCUCUGGUGGUAGAGUACAUGGUAGAGUCACCUCACCUCCUGUGGACAAUUCUGUCGCCUGCCUCGUCAUUGACGGAAUUCUGGUAGUGGUCUCGAGGACAAAGUCGAUGGAGAAAGAAAUUGUGUUUCUCUAAACAUGUGUGAGCCAUCUACCAUCUACCUCUAAUUUGAUAGGAAAGAUGCUUGUAAUUUUGAUCAUUUGUUCAAUAAGCUAAACUUGUAUGCAAGUACAUACCGAUACCCAGACUCUGAAUAGAAGCACAUUAUUCAGAUGGAGCAAUUUUCACUUGUA